This is a messenger RNA of Cryptomeria japonica (Japanese cedar), 951 nucleotides long. RefSeq lists its product as uncharacterized. Gene Ontology annotation, molecular function: nucleic acid binding; RNA-DNA hybrid ribonuclease activity. The transcript has a single exon. Bases 1 to 951 code for a protein of 316 amino acids. The record is from RefSeq and is a predicted model, not a curated record. Lineage: Eukaryota; Viridiplantae; Streptophyta; Pinopsida; Cupressales; Cupressaceae.
AUGAGAAAUAGAGCGAUUUUAGCUUCAAAAGAUGAGGAUUGUAUUUUCUGGUGUGCUGCUAAGUCAGGGGAAUACAAUGUUAAGUUGGGAUAUGAAGUGCAGAGACAUAGAGUUAUCAAUUUGAAUUGGCUUGGCAAGCUUUGUUGGAAUAAUUGGAUAUUGCCUAAAGCAAGGGCGUUCUUAUGGAUAGCCCUGCACGUGUGUAUUCUCACUGGCGACAGACUCAAGACAAUUGGCAUCCAUGGACCAAGCUGGUGUGUGUUAUGCAACACGGAGAAAGAAUCGGUGGACUAUCUACUUUUCAACUGCACGUUUGCUCGAAAGUGCUGGGAAUGGUUUCUAAGGAUGGUGAACUUGUGCACAGUCAGGAAUGGGUCCCUAAAGGAAUUCCUUGUUUCAUGGCCAAUGUUCAGCCAGACUAAGUGGGGAGCUCUGUGGCUGGUGGGCCCUGCAAUGAUUGUCUGGCUGAUUUGGAAAGAAAGAAAGAAACGAAUAUUCAAAGAGACAUCUAAACCAAUAGAUGUUGUCAUUAGCAAUCUAAAGGCUACCAUUGAAGAAGCUAUCUGUGGUAAAUCAAGGAAUGUUAGAAAGUUCAGAUUCAAUGAUUGGGACGCAGAAAUGGAGAGGAAUUGGUCUCUCAAAAAUGUUAUCUUCCAUUAUCCCAAAAAGAAAAUUGACAGGGAAAAUGUUAGGUGGACCAAGCCUCAUAGCAAUCUGGGGCAGGCUGAAUAUGGUGCAGUUAUUCGGAACGAGGAUGGGAAUAUUUUGUCAGGUACCUACGAACAUAUUGGAUGUGCCUCAAAUAAUGAAGAAGAACUUAGAGCCCUCGAGGCUGGUUUGCUGCUUUGCAAACAAAAGGGAUUAACUAAUGUACAGAUCGAAGGUGAUUCACAGAUAAUUAUAAAUGGAGUGAUUAACUCUAGAUUUACAAACUGGAAAUUGGCUAGAUGA